UCCGUGGUGUGGCGCGUAGUUCGGAUUCCCGGACUGUACCGUCUGUCAGAGCCGGGUAUAUCCGGCUUGUAGUUGGAUAUUGGUACCGACGCAGUCCGUGUCCCGGAGCUCAGUGCUUGCAGAGUGGAUCGGGCCUGGACUGAGCGUUCGGACCGUCCCGGGCCAUGGAGCGCUUUGUGUUGUUAGUCAGCUGGGAGAAGGGGCUGCAGGGCGGCCGGGAUAAGAAGCUCGUCCCUCCAGGUUUCGAGUAUGUACAGAAUGUUUAUUCCCAGCUGAAGGAAUACAGCGCCAAAUAUACAAAGACUUUCCCAGCCUGUUCACUAACUGGAAAUCCAGUCUCAAGAAGGUGGUUUUGUGCUUUUCAGGCCGUCCAUGGACCUUUCCAGUUUUCCAGCUCCCAGUGGGAGGAUUUGAGCCCCGACGCUGCGUCUGAUGAUGCAGAAGACCCGGCUCAGAGCUCCAUUGAAGAAUGCUUAAGCGCCCUUCAGAAUCCAGAAGAAGAGGAUGAUGACAGCAGCCGGGAUUCAGUUACUCAAUCCAAUUUGUUUGAAGAGUCCGCAGAACUUCUUCACCAACUAUCGGACAAGCUGCCGGCACCAGGGCGAGCUUUGGUCGAUGUCCUGUUAAUAUCUUCAGAGGCUCCGAGAUUGAAGGACUGUAUUCCUGCGAUUGGUGCCAUCAAACAUCUAAAGGAAUGGCACUCUGCCAAAAUCACCAUCGUGACGAAAGAUCACAAAGGAUGGCAGCAGAUUGCAAAUUACCUGUCCGCAUGCAUCGUGCCAACAGAUCGUGUCAGCGCAUUAAUAGACCCCCAGGAAUUAUGGAGAGGGUCCGUUGAAAUAAGCGAGAGAAAAUUUAGUUCUCAGGUUGAGUUCCCGGAGUUCUGUAUACGAUCUGUCUCAGACGGCACCGAGCAGCCCUAUUUCUUAAGGCUUAACCGUGUUACGGAGAACAGCGCAGAUAAGACCCGGAGAGCUUUACUUCCAGAGGUUUUUCACUACUAUGGAUCGUUGCUGGAAUUUGUUCAGAUGGUGGCUACUUCAGAAAUUCCUUCCUACUUUAUAUCAAAUGUUUCAUUUGAACUAUCUCUGACGACAAACUGCGUGCGUGGAAAAUCCAAGCUCAUGUUAGACCAGCUGUGCUCCUUGAAUGAAAAGGUGGGGGCCAUAUUUACAUUGCCCUGUAAUGUAUGCAGCCUGCCCAUUCCACCUGCCCUUCAGCGGAGUACUAAAAAGUGGAGGGAAUACAUGUCUAGAAAACCCAAAGAGAUUAAAGUUCCAGGUAUGGAGUUGAAGGGGGAGCAUUGCAGCUAUUUCUUCCUCGUUCAAGGGAAAGACAACGGAUUGUGUACGUUAACAAUGCUUCACUCCGCCAGCCAGAUCAAUGGAGCUGCGUCGCUUGCUUUACUGCUCCACAGGCUGAAAUCGAAACCAUCAGAUGAAAGCAAAAAUAAUCAAGUUAAUGCACUGAGCGGCCUCCAGCAUUACCACGGCAAUACGAUUGUGGCGAGAGAGAAGGCUUUAGCCCGUUCGCAGGCCUUGGCAGUGAAAGAGUACCUUCAACGGAGCAAAGCUAUGCCCAGCGUUGCCGCUCUAAAGACAUUGUUAACGAUUACCAGGGAAGGUGUCUUCAGAAUUUUUGAGGGCUUAAGCCCUACCGGGUCCAACACUUCUCUGGAGAUUGCCGGUUCUGGAGAGGCUCCUGCAGAAUCGAAAGCGAUGAUCUCAAACCCAGCGGAGUGGCCGGAAAGACACGUUCUCCAGAACCUGGAGAAUUUUGAGAAAACAAAACAAAGGAUAAGAGCUUCUAUCCUUUCCAGUUCAGCCGAGCACUUGCUUGGGCGCAAGGAUAGCCAGAAGGAAGGAAUAACCUCGCUAGACGCUAAAGAGCUGCUGAAAUAUUUCACUCCGCAAGGGUUGGCAAUCGGGGAACUACAGCCUUUGCAGAUUCAAAGAGGUGAGAACGCCUUCCUUUUGACGCCCAGGCUUACCCCGCGGAAACUCAAAGGCUUGCCUUUUGAGAAAGCAGCCGAAUGUCAUUACCAUGGCCUCGAGUUCUGUCUUGAUCAUCGCAAAGCUUUGGACCGCGACGUGGGCUUUGUGGAGCUCCAGUCUCGUCUCAUCCGCUAUGAAACCCAGACCACCUGCACGAGAGAGUGCUGCCCCGUUCCCUUCGCGUUAAGCCCCCUGCCGUCCCCGGCGGUGCUGUCAGAGCCGGGCAGCGUGCCCGAUGGCGAGUCGCUGCAGGGUGAUCUCGGGGCAGACCCGUUGCGUCUCAAACGCCGUUCGAAGGAUCUCGAAGGACUCUACGCCAGCAAGAGACUUGCAAAAUCCGAGAGCUCCGAUUCCCUGCUGUCCCUUGCGAGUGAAGGCAGCGGGUGUCAGCAACUGUCCAGGGUCACGAGGACGCGCCCCGAAAAAGUGACCUCGGCCCCUUCAACUGCUCACCCUCCAAACAGCCAAAUACAAUCUGUGUCUAAUAAGCCGCCUCCGGCAACGCAAACUUCAAAUCCGGAACAGGAGAGAAAGGAGUCGAGAUCUCAAAAACAUAACCGGAUGCUGAAGGAGGUCGUAUCCAAAACGCUUAAGAAAUACGGCGUUGAUGACAGCCACCCCUGCUUUGUGGCUUGCAGCCAGCGGCUGUUUGACGUGUCCAAAUUCUUUUUAAAGGAUCUGAAAACCUCGAGAGGGCUGAUCGAUGAAAUGAAGAAAGCUGCGGGUAAUAACGCCAAACAGGUCGUUCAGUGGGAGCUGGAUAAGUUAAAGAAGAAAUGAAGAAAAGAUCUGUAAUUUAUUUAAUUGUUUUCUAACAAAACGAUGCCCUUCUUCGUCUGAUUAAACUAUUUAUAAAUGUAUUUUUUUAAAAUAAACAACAUUUUCUUAAUAAAC
Messenger RNA from Spea bombifrons (plains spadefoot toad), 2888 nucleotides. RefSeq names its product MDM2 binding protein (gene MTBP). The record is from RefSeq and is a predicted model, not a curated record. Gene Ontology annotation, biological process: regulation of protein ubiquitination; protein localization to kinetochore; traversing start control point of mitotic cell cycle. Lineage: Eukaryota; Metazoa; Chordata; Amphibia; Anura; Pelobatidae. The transcript is spliced from 22 exons. Gene Ontology annotation, cellular component: kinetochore. The coding region runs from base 165 to 2774 and encodes 869 amino acids.